AGUAAUAUGAACAGGACUAAAAGGAAAGCCCCAGCAAGUUGUAGAAAGUUGACUAACAAGGAGGGUUUUAGGAAUUUAAGAGACUCCCAAAAAAUUCAAUCUUACCUAUGAUCCUAUUAUGGAUUAUUUACUGAGAAAGGUUUCAACAUGUACUAGUAAAUACAUUCGCAUUCCAGUCAUUGCCAUUGCUGCUGCUGCUGCUGGUGGGUCCGGUCUCUUGUAUGCAAACAGCAAGCACCGUGAUUCCGAUACAAGGAUAUCACUUUCAUUUCGUGCUGAAUCUUUGCAUGAAUCUUUGCUACUUCCAUGGCGAACACCACUGGACUUGACCCAGCAUAGUUGGCACUUUGAUUUUGUAGGAAAUCUCCCGUUAUUCUCUUCUAGAAUCAGUCCUGUUCCAUCUGGUGAUAUAAAGAAUGAAAAUCCAGGGGUUGUUGGAGAGAGUCCAAAACCCAGUUGUGGAUGUUUAGGCAGAGAUACCAUCGCAAAUGCGGCUGCUAGGGUUGGUCCUGCUGUUGUUAAUCUAUCUGUUCCAAAGGGAUUCUAUGGGAUUACUACUGGAAAGAGUAUAGGGUCUGGCACAAUCAUUGAUUCAAAUGGUACGAUCUUGACUUGUGCUCAUGUUGUGGUCGAUUUUCAAGACAUGAGAGAUUCAUCCAAAGGAAAGGUUGAUGUGACUUUGCAAGAUGGUCGGACAUUUGAGGGUACAGUGGUCAAUGCUGAUUUACAUUCUGAUAUUGCUAUUGUAAAGAUAAAGUCUAAAACCCCACUGCCAACUGCAAAACUUGGUUCAUCAAGCAAGCUUCGCCCAGGGGACUGGGUGGUAGCUAUGGGCUGUCCACUUUCCCUUCAAAAUACCGUGACAGCUGGCAUUGUUAGCUGUGUUGAUCGUAAAAGCAGUGACUUGGGUCUUGGAGGAAUGCGAAGAGAGUAUUUACAGACAGAUUGUGCAAUCAAUAUGGGAAAUUCUGGUGGGCCGCUCAUUAAUGUUGAUGGAGAAGUUGUUGGUGUUAAUAUAAUGAAAGUACUGGCUGCAGAUGGAUUAAGUUUUGCUGUACCAAUUGAUUCAAUUGCCAAAAUUAUGGAGCAUUUCAAAAGGAGUGGGAGAGUCAUUCGGCCUUGGCUUGGCUUGAAAAUGAUUGAUCUUAAUGAGAUGAUUAUCACUCAACUUAAAGAGCGAGAUCCCAAAUUCCCUAAUGUUAAAGAAGGUGUUCUUGUACCUAUGGUAACUCCUGGCUCUCCAGCUGAUCGUGCUGGAUUCCACCCUGGUGAUGUUGUCAUCAAAUUUGAUGGGAAGCCUGUUCGAAGCAUCAAGGAGAUCAUUGAAAUUAUGGGAGACAGAGUUGGCAAACCCUUGGAGGUAGUUCUGAAAAGACCAAAUGAUGUGGUGGUGAAUUUGACUGUUAUUCCAGAGGAGGCAAAUCCAGAUAUGUGAAAGACAUUAAUUUUUUUUGGUGAAGAUAUCUUCUCUUCAUAUUGAAUCUCAAAUAGGAAAUAAGCAUACCUGAGAAUCAAUCCGUGCUUCGCAACAUCUUGAUGUAAUAGAAACCCCUUCUCAAAUUAACCAAGUGUUUAAAUUCAUCUUUUUCUGUACAAAAAUCUUCUAAAUAUGAACUUGCAGUUUGUGAAAAAGAAAUAUAGAAUAGAAAACCUUGUUUUGGA
Populus nigra (black poplar) is the source of this 1662-nucleotide messenger RNA. RefSeq names its product putative protease Do-like 14. The record is from RefSeq and is a predicted model, not a curated record. Bases 119 to 1435 code for a protein of 438 amino acids. Gene Ontology annotation, biological process: proteolysis. Gene Ontology annotation, molecular function: protein binding; serine-type endopeptidase activity. The transcript has 11 exons. NCBI's taxonomy places the organism in Eukaryota, Viridiplantae, Streptophyta, Magnoliopsida, Malpighiales, Salicaceae.